Molecule: messenger RNA, 4983 nt
Organism: Anguilla rostrata (American eel)
Lineage: Eukaryota; Metazoa; Chordata; Actinopteri; Anguilliformes; Anguillidae
Product: semaphorin-3D
Exons: 19
Coding region: 302-2593 (763 amino acids)
Biological process (GO): neural crest cell migration; semaphorin-plexin signaling pathway; positive regulation of cell migration
Cellular component (GO): plasma membrane
Molecular function (GO): semaphorin receptor binding; chemorepellent activity
Source: RefSeq, a predicted model, not a curated record
UUUGUUUAUAACGUGGAGAGAAGUGGAUGAGAUAGACGUCAUUGCUUCGCUCAAGGUGGAGUGAGUUCUGUGUCGCCUCCUGUCACAAAAAAGGAAAAUUUGCUCGGAAUUAUUAGUUUUAAACGUCACAAACGGAAACAAACCGGUGCACUCAGCCAUAAACGCAGCGGCAGGCAGCGCUUCAGAAAGAGCAGGAUCUGCUCGUGAUUUAACAGGAGUAUAAGGGCUUCCUCAGACGCGGCUGACACUGGGCCGGAGGGUGAUGUGACAGAGAGGACGUCCCACACGCUCGAACCCGAGGAUGACGGACAUGGCGGGGAUGGCGGAGCCGGGGGGGGCCUCGCGGUUGGGGAGCGCCCGCAUGCUGCUGUCCCUCCUCUCACUGCUGUGCCUGGCCGAAGCAUCGGGCCCCUGGGGCCACACCGCCCCUCGACUGCAGCUCUCACACGCAGAUCUGCAGGGGAGGAACAGCUCUGCAGUGUUCUGGGGCACUGGUUUUGGAGGGGGGUACCAGUCCCUGCUGCUGGAUGAGGACCGAGGCUGGCUGCUGGUGGGGGGGAAAGAUCACAUCUACAUGCUGCAGUCUGACAGCCUGGCAUUGCCAACACGCAAGAUCUACUGGCCGGCUGAGAGGGAGCACAUCGAGCACUGCAAAUCGGCGGGAAAGAACGCUGAGACGGAAUGUGCUAACUUUGUGAGGGUCCUGCAGCCAUUUAAUAAAACCCACGUCUACGUCUGCGGGACGGGGGCCUACCACCCACUCUGCACCUACAUUGACCUGAGCCAGAGCACAGAGAAGCCUUCAUUCCAGCUGGAGUCCGGAAGGGGGAAGUGUCCCUACAGCCCGCUGGAGCCUUUCACCGCACUCCUGACUGACGGAGAGCUCUAUGCCGGGACGUCCGUGGACUUCAUGGGCGCCAACGCCGCCAUUUUCCGCACGUCCGUCUACGGCAGCAGCCAGCACUACAUCCGCACCGAGGCCUACCAGGACCACUGGCUCAACGAGCCGGAGUUUGUGAGCUCCUUCUCCAUCCCGGACACCCACAGCCCCGACGACGACAAGGUGUACUUCUUCUUCAAGGAGACGGCGGUGGAGUCCAGCCAGUGGGACAGGCGCAUCUACAGCCGGGUGGCACGCGUGUGCAAGAAUGACAUUGGGGGUAAGAGGAGUCUGAUUAACCGCUGGACCACCUUCCUGAAGGCCAGGCUUGUGUGCUCGGUCCCCGGCCCGGAUGGGAUGGACACACACUUCGACGAGCUGGAGGAUAUCUUUGUUCUGGAAACCAAGGAUUCCCAGAAUCCAAUCAUCUAUGGACUCUUCUCUACUUCCAGCUAUGUGUUCCGGGGCUCUGCAGUCUGUGUGUACUCCAUGGCCUCCAUCCGGUCCGCCUUCAACGGGCCCUUCGCCCACAAGGAGGGCCCCGAUUACCGCUGGGUGGAGUACAAGGGGAGGGUGCCUUACCCCCGCCCCGGAACGUGCCCCAGCGAGACCUACGACCCGCUCCACAAGUCCACGCGGGACUUUCCCGACGACGUGGUCAGCUUCAUGAGAGGCCACCAGCUGAUGUGGGAGCCGGUGGUGCCCAUCAACCGCAGGCCUGUCUUCAUGAGGACCGGCGCCCCCUACAGCCUGAAGAGGGUGGUGGUGGACCGGGUGGAGGCGGAGGACGGGCAGUACGACGUGCUGUACCUGGGGACAGACACCGGGAAAGUGCUGAAGGCCAUCUCCAUCCCCAAGGACAACUGGGAGAUGGAGGAGAUCGUCCUGGAGGAGCUGAGCGUGUUUCAGAAGUCGGCCCCAGUCCUGAACAUGGAGCUGUCGACCAAACGGCAACUGCUGUACGUGAGCGGCGAUGCGGGCGUGGUCCAGCUGGGCCUGCAGCGCUGUGGGCUGUACGGACAGGCCUGCGCAGACUGCUGCCUGGCCAGAGACCCCUACUGCGCCUGGGACGGGGCCGCCUGCAGCAGCUACUUCCCUAGCAACAAGAGGCGAGCUCGGCGUCAGGACGUGAGGCACGGAGACCCCCGCAGCCAGUGCUACGACCUGGAGGAAGGUUCGGAAGGCGUCGAGGAGAAGGUGAUCUACGGGGUGGAGAACAACACCACCUUCCUGGAGUGCGUGCCCAGGUCCCAGCAGACUGAGGUCAGGUGGACAGUGCAGCUUCAGCAGGAGCACACCAGCAGAGAGCUGCUGUGGAGUGAGGGGCGGGUGGUCCCUCUGAGGCGGGGCGUCCUGCUGCAGCGUUUGGAGCCGGGCGAUUCGGGCGCGUACAUGUGCACCGCCCGCGAGCACGCCUUCUCCCGCCCGCUGGCCCGCUACGCGCUGCGCGUCAUCCCCCGGGACCGCGUGGCCGCGGGGGGCGGGGCCCCGCCCCUGUACAGCCACGCCCAGACCCCCCGCAGCUACAAGGAGCUGCAGCUGCUGGGCAUGGCCGGCCCGAGCGCGGACGAGUACUGCGAGCAGCUGUGGUGGCGGGAGAAGCGGAGGCAGCAGAAGCUGCGCAGCCUCAAGUGGAAGCAGCAGGCCGCCAAGGCCCGCGUCCGACGCCACGGCCCCCCCGACCCCCCCGCGGGGGCCGGCCGGGCGGCGUAGGGCCCGGGGGGGCGUAGGGGAAACACGGCAGGCGCAGCAUCAGAUCCAGGCUCCAUCGCGUGUCUUUUCCUUAAACGCCGUAGACCUGGGCCAAUGCCUGCACCCGUUCCUCAUUAGCCCCCCCCCACCCCCCCCACCCCAAGUCCGCAGGGAGAGAGACUCGCUGGCGUGAACUGGCCCGCUCGGGAACGCAGACCUGGAAUAAGGCGGACAGCACAUGCCUCGUUCCCAGAAUUCCCCUCCCCUCGCCGUGGUGUCACUUCCUGUCUAGCUCCAGCCCUGCGGUCCAGACGUGUCACCCCUCUCUGAUGUGGUCUCUGUUGUCAGGGUCCGUGCGCGCGGACGGCGCUGGUCUGCUUCCUCUUUCAGGGCGAAGCACGUGUUCUUCUCCGAACUCGAAAGCGGCGCUUCCCGCUGCGACCGCUUCUUCCUCCUGUCGUUUGGAGCGGCGAGAGGGUUCAUCAUCGCGCUGCAUCUGGAAGGAAUGAGAACAAAGUCCCCCGCAGACUCAGAGUGAUAAAACCAGCCGCUCGUGUGUUUCAGUAACUCCUGAGCGUCUUAAAGCAGAAAAUACCUUUAAGCGUCCCUGUGAUCAAAGUCAGGACUCUCCAGGUGGACUGUAAGUGGAAACCAGCCUUCCCACAUUGUAAACCAGUGAGGUCCAUGCAUGUUUUUCCAUUUAGGUUUGGCAGAUUGUAAAUCAUGUCAGUUUAAAUGUGGGGCUUGUGCCUUUUUUUACAUUUUCAUAUUAAUUUCUGAUCUGCUUGUAUGCCAAACCAACAAUUUUAGAACAGAAAAUACAUUAAGCUAAACUUGAUUUCAAUUUCAAGCUAUUUUUCAGAAGCUGUUAAUGCAUAUAAUUUUGUUAUACCAGGAAGGAUCCUAAAGAACAUUACGAAAGUUAGGUUAUGGCCAAACAGUAUAUACUCUUUACUGAUAAUUCAGAAAGACAAACUGUAACCAUAAACUUUUAACAAGAAACUAUUCAAUUUCAACGUUACUCAUGUGUUCAGUGAUAAAUAACACUGAAAGUGAACAUGCAGUAAUAUGUAAUGUUAUUAUAGUUUUCUGCAGCCUGUGAAUUCAUACAUAUCUUAUGAAGUUUUGGCAAUGACCCAUUCUUUCACAGUACACAAACGUAAGAAUCAGACUGUGAGAUCAAGAAUAUUUUCACUGCAUAAUAUUAUAUUUUAUUUAUAAUAAAUAAUCUUGCUCCUGUCUUCAGGCAGGUCAUAGUACAAAUCAUAUUACGCCAUAGUACAUAGUACAGCACAGUCUGAAUUUAGAAAAAACUGCUGAUAUAUUAAGCCAUUAAGAAUAUCAGCAUUUCAGUGGCAUUCAAAUGUGAUUUUAAAGGAUGAGUUACACUAAAUAUUGAACAUUUACUGAGCUGUCAUAAAGCACUUGAUACGUGCAGUAAAUGUACUUGCUUCGAUGUUUAUUUUAUUGUAAAUGUAUUAUUUUUGCAGUUUAGGAAAACAGAACCAGACUGUGGUUGAAAUUGUGCUUUUUAAUAAUUAUUCUGACACAACACACAUAAUUGUAUGUUUUAUGACAAAGCUAGAAAUGUGUGCUUGCAUUUUGUGCUGUUCAUAUAUUUAGAGCAAUUAAAAUAAGGAUGUUUCUGUGAAAUGAGUUUUCAUUUUCUUCCAGAAAGACAGAAAGUAGGACUGUGAGUUGUCUCCAUCUGGUGUUGUUUUUUGUCCUGUGCAUGUCUCACAAAUUCAAUAUUUCUAAUUUCAUUAUUUUUCAGUACUGUUAUUAUUGAACUAAUAUUUCCUUCUGUAUGAUAUUUUGUGCACACUCUUAAAUUUUCUAUUUAAUUAUUUACUACAAAAAAUCAAAUACAACAAAUGUGUAACUUUCUAGUAUUUCAGUUUUUUUUUUUUAUUGUAUAGAUCAUAUCAGUGUCUGCAAUCAAUCAAAGCUCCCAACAUCAAUUCUAUAUAUAUAUUUUAACAUAUUAUUAUUAAUAAUAAUUAGGAUUUAAAAUCUUGGAAAGAUUAUUUUAAUUACAGCAUUGAUUAUUAUACAGACUUUUUCCACUUAAAAUGAUGCCUUCUUACUGAUAUAUCUGAAGUCAAAUGUCAGCGGUUAUCAUAUUAAAUACAUUCAGUUUUUUUAUGUUUCUGUAUCCCUAUUUAUAUUAACUAAUUAAUUUCAUGCCAUUUAUUGUGUGACCCUACAUUGGUAAACUAUGAAAACUGGAAUUAAUAUUCCCUGUCAUUUAUUUUAUUGACCAGUACAAACAUAAAAUUCUGUAAUCCAGUACCACAACCACUGAAAAUGAUGAGAAAACAUUGUAAUGUACAGUUCUAAGGUAUUGAUCUGACAAUGUACUCAUGACACAGCUAAUAUGUUGCCUUAUUAAUAAAAAUGUUUUAUGGAAA